UCGGAAGUGACGCCGCGGAGGCGAGGCCGUCGCGGUGCGGAGCCGGGUGGUGCUGCCGGCGCCGGACGCAGUGCCCAGAAUACCAGUUUCUGAGAGGAAGACCAAAGACACCUAAUGACAGAAACUCAUGGACCAUUACUUCUUCCAAAAUGAUCUAUGUCUUGAAGGCGGAAGAAUUCAGUGCUGGGCUACCCUAAACAUUACCUAUGGUGCAACUUCAGAGAACAACUUGAUUUAUCUGACUUGAAGAGGAAGCACGUGUGCAGUAAGCCAAGAGGACAUGGGCUUUCAAUGCAUCUGGAAAAAUGAUCAGGUACUGGCUCCAUGUGUCACAUCUGAAUUGUGUUGUUCUCAUUCUCUAAGUACCAGCUCAGACCAUCUCCUUGAUGCACACUCACUGCAUCAUGGCCAGUACUCAGGAGCGCCUGAGCUUGUCUUCCUCUCCAAACUCCAUCAGCAAAGCUUUCUGUGAAGAUAAAGACUUUAGUAGGUUACAUGAUGAACAUGCACCUACUGGAAACCACCCGUCCCCCGAGCUCAUAGAGGAUGUGCAUGAGAAGGGCUUGCUGCAGGCAGACCUCAUUGAAAACGUGAACAGCCCGGUCACUGCAGCAGUGCUGACCAGCAUCAGCGAGGACUCUAGGGACCAAUUUGAGAACAGCGUGCUGCAGCUGCGAGAGCAGGAUGAAUCUGAAACAGCCAUUCCUCAGGGCAACAGGAACACUAUGGAUGGAGAGAGCAACAGUGGAGCAGAUGAUGUUAAAGUCCAGUUCAACAGAUCAGGCAGUGGGAGCGGUGGGUUUCUUGAGGGACUUUUUGGUUGUCUGAGGCCCGUGUGGAACAUCAUAGGCAAGGCAUACUCCACAGACUACAAACUGCAACAGCAAGAUACCUGGGAGGUCCCAUUUGAGGAGAUCUCGGAGCUGCAGUGGCUGGGCAGCGGUGCGCAGGGAGCUGUCUUCCUGGGCAAAUUCCGGGCAGAGGAGGUGGCCAUCAAGAAAGUGAGAGAUCAGAAUGAAACAGAUAUCAAGCACUUGCGGAAACUCAAACAUCCUAACAUCAUUGCGUUCAAGGGAGUUUGCACUCAAGCCCCAUGCUACUGUAUUAUCAUGGAGUACUGUGCACAUGGACAGCUCUAUGAAGUCCUGCGAGCAGGGCGGAAAGUCACCCCUCGGCUGCUUGUGGAUUGGUCCACGGGGAUUGCGAGUGGGAUGAAUUAUCUGCACCUUCACAAAAUCAUCCAUCGAGACCUCAAGUCACCAAAUGUUUUAGUUACACACACAGAUGCAGUAAAAAUUUCAGAUUUUGGUACAUCUAAAGAACUCAGUGAUAAAAGUACCAAAAUGUCUUUUGCGGGAACUGUGGCUUGGAUGGCCCCAGAAGUGAUACGCAAUGAGCCCGUCUCUGAAAAGGUGGAUAUCUGGUCAUUUGGGGUAGUUUUGUGGGAGCUGCUUACAGGAGAGAUUCCCUACAAGGAUGUGGAUUCUUCGGCCAUCAUUUGGGGUGUGGGCAGCAACAGCCUGCACCUUCCAGUCCCUUCCACCUGCCCAGAUGGCUUCAAAAUCCUCAUGAAGCAGACUUGGCAGAGCAAGCCCCGGAAUCGUCCCUCCUUCCGGCAGACACUGAUGCACCUAGAUAUUGCAUCUGCUGAUGUGCUGGCUACUCCUCAGGAAACCUAUUUCAAAUCACAGGCUGAAUGGAGAGAAGAAGUGAAGAAACAUUUUGAGAAAAUUAAAAGUGAAGGAACUUGUAUCCACCGGCUAGAUGAAGAAUUGAUUCGUCGUCGAAGAGAAGAGCUGAGACAUGCAUUGGAUAUCCGUGAACACUAUGAGAGGAAACUGGAGCGAGCUAAUAACUUAUACAUGGAGCUCAGUGCUAUUAUGCUGCAGCUGGAGGUCCGUGAGAAGGAGCUCAUAAAGAGGGAACAAGCAGUGGAAAAGAAAUACCCUGGGACUUACAAACGCCACCCAGUUAGACCAAUAAUCCACCCCAAUACAGUGGAGAAGCUGAUGAAGAGGAAAGGGGUCUCCCAUAAACCAGGCAGCCAGACUAAAAGGCCAGAUCUACUGAAGUCAGAGGGCAUACCCAGCACAGAAGCAGCAUCCAAUGGCUCACCCGUCUCAGGAAGUCCCAAAAUGUCCACACUGAGUGGCAAAAGCCGCUACCGCAGUAAGCCACGUCACCGCCGAGGGAACAGCAAAGGCAGCUACAAUGAUUUUGCAGGGAUCUUGAAAAACCAGCCAGUGCAAGACGAUGCACCUCCUCCUCCACCUCAUAAUCCUUCUCAUCACGCCGGCCUACCGCAGCAACCUGGCCACAGCCAUCCUCAUGGCCAUCACUCACGGCUUCAUGCCCACGGACAAGAUAUUGCCAAUUGUGCAAACAACUUAAGGUACUUUGGCCCUGCAGCAGCGCUGCGGAGCCCUCUCAGUAACCACGCGCAAAGGCGGAUGUCUGGUUCCAGCCCCGACCUCAUCUCUGCUGCCAUGGAAGCAGAUUGCCGAAGGAAUCUGGAGAGCAAAGAAAGCAAAGCUGAUCAUUGGGAGUGUUGCAAAACAGAUCCAUAUAAUUCCUGUCUAGAGUGCAGGGAAGAGGACAGUGGUCAGGUGCAGAUGUCAUCUGUUGAAACAGGGAUGAGCCAUUCUCAAUCACCAACAUCUGUUUCCCUAUAUGAAAACGCGCAGUACAUUGAGAAGAUGGAUGAAGAGGGCUUUGACAGUUGUAAGUCAGCAUCUGCCCUAGGCACUCCCCAGCACAUGGCUUCCUCAGUGCUACCUUGCAAAGCAAGACCCCUUCAGAAGAGUGGCGAUGACUCUUCAGAAGAGGAAGAGGGCGAAGUAGACAGUGAAGUGGAGUUUCCUCGUAGACAAAGACCUCACCGCUGCAUUAGUAGUUGCCAGUCCUAUUCAACCUUCAGCUCGGAGAACUUCUCUGUGUCAGAUGGAGAGGAGGGGAACACAAGUGAUCACUCGAACAGUCCGGAUGAGCUGGCCGCCAAGCUGGAAGAUGAGCUGGCUGAGAAGCUGGAGGACAUGUUGUCCCAGACUCCAGAGAUCCCCAUUGAAAUCUCUACCCAGUCUGAUGGGCUUUCAGACAAAGAGUGUGCAGUGCGGAGAGUCAAGACUCAGAUGUCUCUGGGCAAACUUUGUGCAGAUGAACACAGCUGUGAGAACCCAGCACAGUUUGGAGAAUCAGACUGUGACUCUUCUGAAGGGGAGUGUUCUGAUGCCACAGUCAGGACCAAUAAGCCCUGCAGCUCUGCUACUUGGUAAAACAGAUCUCCCCCAAAGCUUCCUGAUACUGGCAUUUUGAUUUCCCUGAGAUUCCACUUCAUUCCCCUUCACCACACUUUACAGGAAGAGAAGAUGCUUCUCCUUCCCACCCCAGGAGUGAUUUGCAAUAACCCGAAUCUCUGGAAAAUGUCCAAAUGAAAUUAAUUCUCUUUGAGCAUUUCAAUCAAGAAUGGCAGGGAUGUAUUUUAUUGAAUAAUCUAGUUACUGUAACAUGGAUAUUUAUUUUUUUGACAUUUUAACACUUUUUACUGUAAAGAGUGGAUUGUAUUUAUAGACACACAGACUUGUUGCAAAAAAAAUAAGUUCAGAAAGCAAGCACAUAACAGAGAAACAUCCUGGGAGUCCUGCCUGGACAGCUUUGUGUACAGACGCGGGGGGAUUCUCUUGCUGCUUUCACAGGGGACCAGGCCUCGUGGCCCUGAAGAUUGGAGAACAGAUCAAGAAAACUAAACCACUCAGUCUUAUCAAAUGAGGAAGCAUUAAAAGACCUUACUAUAGGGUAACCUGUGAACAAAGCGUAUUCAGUAUAACCAGCUGGGUCAUUUUUAAUCAGAAGGUUGGACGUGUUCCUGGAGAAAAUUGGUACCAAGGUGCUAACUUCCAGGGUCUUCUGAGUUGAUACAUCCCCAGGAAUGUAAUAGUGGGUUUUAUUUUAAGGAUUUUUAGUUUCUUUUUUUAAUCAGCAUUUUGUUGUGAGAUCCUGCAAAUGUAUUCUAACCUCGUCCUCUCGAGAAUUGGUAUAAGAGCACUUCUUAACAUCGUCCUUGCUUCACUCUGGCAGUGUCGAUCUCCAGUUGAGCAGGGAAACCUCUUUCAGAUGCAGUGUGCCAUUUCCCAGUUUACUUCCUUCUCUUACCUCCUGUCUGUUUCAGUCAGUCAAAAUAAUCAAUCAAAUCAGUGUUGGAAAAGCAAGAACUUGCAAACCGUGGAAAGCACAUUCUGCAGAGCCUGAGCACUCUUCUGGGGAGGAAACUGGAGAUGCCUGUACUGGACUUGGAGAAGCAGUCUCUCACCUACAACAGCAUCAAUAACCAGCAGAGAGCUGUGUGUUGAGGGGGAAGACUGGGAAUCACUGGCCUAGAUUAAGAGCAUCAGCCCUGCUCUGUCUCCUUAUUCACUGUACAUUCUUGAAAGCAUUAACAGCUGCCUGCCCUUCAUGUCAGGCUUUGUGCAAAACGGGUUGCACAGGGAAUCUUGAUGGUAGCUGUGGCACAGCUGUGUCUCAGUUGCACCCUGAGGCCUCUGUUUCUCCUUUAAGCUGAAACUCUGCAGGUGAAAGUGAGGAUAGUACUGCUAUGACAGGCCGAGGCAUUGGCAGAUGAGAAAAAGUUUGUUUUCUGAUAGAACUCAUAGUGCCUUCCCUUCAAACACUACUCUUCUAAAACAAUAUUUAAAGAGAACAAAAUGAUAGAGCACGAUUCCUUCCCCCCACCCUCACCUUUAGCUGAUGUCCCCCUGCAAGAGCUUUCACUCUGCCCUUCCUAGCGCGCUGGGUGCUGCUCUGCAGACUGGCACACCAGCCUGAGCUGAACGGCAGGAAUGGACCAUGGACAGGUACUUCUGUUGCUUUGUUUGUUUACAUUUUAUGUUAAAAUACUGGUUUGAAUUUAACUGUGGUAAUUUAUAGCCUCAUGGCAAAGUGAAGGAAAAUGUCUUACUUAUACAGAGAGCAGUAUUGUAUGAGUUUAAAUUAUCCCAUAUUUUUAAAUUUUUGUAGCUGGACUACACACAGAUCUUAAGUUAUGAUGUUAUUUUAUUAUUUAUUAUCAUUUCUGUAGAUCAGAAGGUUGGCUUCACCGCUAGCACAAUUGUAAUCUGUUUGUGUGGUGUUACCUUCUCCCUGGUCGCUGGCGGGGAAUGGGAGCAGAGCUGGUCUCAGCAGCUGUCGGUAGUUGCUGCCUCUCGUGAUUUCUAAGGAUGCUGUUACACCGGUGCAGAGAACCUGUGAAGGCUGCUCUGAGAGGUGGAUGCAGUCAGCUCCAUGGUACUCCUCGUGGUUAAUGCUGCAAUGUGCUCACUUUGCUGGUAGAGUUGACAGCUCCUGAUCUCAUGGGGAAUGGUGAUCAGGGAGCGAGUGGUUUCUGAACUGAUCACAAAAUGAACAAGAUGCCCUGGCAAGAGCACCCAAAAGGACAAGCAGAGAGGAGGGCAGUUACCCCGGGCAGCAGGUACGAGAUUGGGGUGGCCAGCAGUGGAUCCACAUGGUGGAUUACCCGUGUAGGACCAAACAGGUUGCUGGAGAGGGAGUGACCAGCUCAUCCCUGCCUGCAGCAGCAAUACUCAGCUCUGGGUGGAAGUAGGAUGCUGUGGGGAGUGAAGCUCUUUCCUGGCUUGUUUCUUGUUUCCUCACUCUUCUCAUCCCUCAUUUCUCCCCCCAGAUGUUCUCUGUCUCUUCGCCAGUGGCAGAAGGAGGUGGAAGGACAGAGAUGGCUUUGCUGUCAUGGUGUGAGAGGGAUUUUGGUGUGGAAGGGGUGGUGCAGAUGGUUACUCAGGAGGCUGGAGGCUGGCGUGCAGGAAUUUAACAAUGGAGAACUGUGUGCACGUAACAUAUGCACACAAAGAGACUGAACUAUUGCAUACAGAGAGAUAGAGAACUACCAUCAAGUGUCCCCCAUAGCAGAGGAUGCCAGGCUUUAUGCCCCUGGAGAGACUCUGCUGCUCAGAUCUGACAGGCUUCUUGAGCUCCAGCAGGCAGGGCUAUUCCCAGCCUGUGGGCAGCCCUACAGCCAAAGAAGAGCUGCCUCCAGCUCAGGCCUGUCAGAGUCUCUGUGCAGGAUCUUGUCUGCAAUGAUUCAGUCCCUAACAAAAAGAUCCCAGAGGGGUUUUGGUAGCUGUGGUGUGAGAUUUUGGGACCCUUCUGGGCCAGGUGUCCCAGGUGUGUGCCGAUUCCUCCCCAUCCUUGCCUGGGGACACGCUGGUCCAUUUUGCAGCCUGGAAGAGCAGAGCUGAACCCUUCAGGUUGUCUGCUGCCACACUUAGCUCUAGUUUCUUUACACGCCUCAGUCAUUGCAUUGUUGCAGUCCAGUGUCGCUCCUCCUAACUGCUGCCUACUAUGCAGUGUCCCUCUGGGACUGCCACUAGGGCAUCCCCCCCUUGCCCAAACACAUAACCCUGUACCCAUGGAGAUGUAAUCCCAGCUCCUGCCGCACGCAUCCCAUGCCCUCAGCUGUGUGCAGGCAGGAGUGGCUCAGCAGCCCCCUGCAUUCUUGAUGUUUUCUGUCAGUUCUGCAGGGGGUUAUAGGCAUUUUCCUUAGUGAAACCUCCCCAGAUCUGCACAUAGAUGUGAUCUCCACAUUGCUGUAUGGGCAUCUCUGCUGCGGUUGCUCACAUGUUCUCCCCUAGCAGGGUGUGGGGCUGAGAGGCGUUAGCCUGCUUUCUCCUCGCAGCAAUGCCACAUUUGCAGGGCAGAAGUAAACCCUGGGUUCCCUUUUCAGCAUCCUGACUACCCUGAUCCAGUUCUCACGGCUGCUGACAGCUCCUGAACACUAGCCUAGAUUUUCUCCCAGAGCUGAAUGUUGCGUUCCCCACUGUCGUGUUCUAAGUAACCAUUUCACCUUGGCCCUGUCCAGUAGUGUUCAUCUCUCUCCUCCCUGCUCUGUGGAUUCCUGAUACAAACUUGAUUUUUUUUGUAUUGAACAGUGUACAGUGAUGGAAACAAGAAUGACUAUCAAAGCAAACAAUGCAUGGAAUAAAAAGCCAGUGUACUUCAAUGCU
Molecule: messenger RNA, 7007 nt
Organism: Strigops habroptila (Kakapo)
Lineage: Eukaryota; Metazoa; Chordata; Aves; Psittaciformes; Psittacidae
Gene: MAP3K13
Product: mitogen-activated protein kinase kinase kinase 13
Exons: 16
Coding region: 387-3272 (961 amino acids)
Biological process (GO): JNK cascade; protein autophosphorylation
Molecular function (GO): ATP binding; JUN kinase kinase kinase activity
Source: RefSeq, a predicted model, not a curated record